This is a messenger RNA of Gracilinanus agilis (Agile Gracile Mouse Opossum), 270 nucleotides long. RefSeq names its product family with sequence similarity 25 member A (gene FAM25A). The transcript is spliced from 3 exons. The coding region runs from base 1 to 270 and encodes 89 amino acids. The record is from RefSeq and is a predicted model, not a curated record. NCBI's taxonomy places the organism in Eukaryota, Metazoa, Chordata, Mammalia, Didelphimorphia, Didelphidae.
AUGCUGGGAGGUUUCGGAAAGCUCGCUAUGGAGGGUCUGGCCCAUCGGGCUGAGAAUGCUACUGAAGGGGCAGUCCACGCGGUUGAAGAAGUAGUCAAGGAAGUGGUGAAGGAAGUGGUGGAACAUGCCAAGGAAGCUGGUGAGAAAGCCAUUGGAAAUGUCGUCAAAGCUGCAAAAGAAACUGAAGAAAAAGCUGUGAAAGAAGUGACCAACACAGUGUCCAACACAAUAAUGCAUGCCGCAGAGGGACUGAACAAACUGGGGCAAUGA